Molecule: messenger RNA, 663 nt
Organism: Coccinella septempunctata (seven-spotted ladybird)
Lineage: Eukaryota; Metazoa; Arthropoda; Insecta; Coleoptera; Coccinellidae
Product: SNF1-related protein kinase catalytic subunit alpha KIN12-like
Exons: 3
Coding region: 1-663 (220 amino acids)
Biological process (GO): protein phosphorylation
Molecular function (GO): protein kinase activity; ATP binding
Source: RefSeq, a predicted model, not a curated record
AUGGUGCCCUUCAACGCGGAUGCGAUUAGAGAGGUACAGCUCCUGGAGGGCAUCAACCACCCAAACGUGGUAAGAUUAAAUGAAGCCUUGGUAUCCCCUCCGGACAUAUAUAUGGUGAUGCCCUUGAUGCCCUUAUACCAAGGGGACCUCUGGGAACUGAUAAACGAAAAAGGACCAAGGGCGACAGUGUCGAGGUUCUACCGAAUACUGCGUCAGGUGGCGAAGGAUAUAGCCGCCUGUCACCGGGAGCACAUCGUCCACCGUUACUUACAACCGGAAAAUGUGUCCACCGAGGCGACCGAUACGUGGUGGCUGACCUGGGAUUGGCCUGGAGAUCCAUAUGGUACAGGAGUGGACCUUUGGGCACUCGGGUUUGUGGCCCGAUAUGUGGCCACCGGUCUGAUCCCACAACCGGACGACCGAUACUCCGGUGCGGGGCUGGCGGGCUUAAGCUCCCCUGUCCGGUGGUUCAUCGAGGGAUUGCUCAGAACCGAUCCGAUCCUUCGGCGACCCGCGGGGCAAUGGGAUUGGGCUGCAGCCGGCGCGGCACUGAGUAUGGGGGAUAUCAAUUACUUCAGCCUCCAGCAAGGUUUAAAUGAAAGUUCAGCUGUUAACCUACCUAGUGGGGACUGUCCGGCAGAGAACCUCCACCAUUCCUCCUAG